CUGCCCCUCAAUUGGGUAGCUCUUCUACUCCGCUCUUGGAUGAUCCCAUGAUCAAAGAGCUUAUUCGCAUCGGAUCCCAAUUCAUUGGGUACCGUGAGUAUGCCAGCAGAACUGAAGAGAAACUUGCAGAGGCCAACAAGCUUGCCGACACUCUUGCUCAAAAACUGGAGCAAAGUGAAGCGGCCCGCAAGAAAGCCGAACUUGUUGCUAGCGAAGCCAAAGCAGAGGCUAAUGAAGCCAAGGCAAAAGCUGCUAGUGUCGAGGAACUGCAGAAGAGACUUGAGGAUACUGAAACUGCUUUAAACGAGCACAAAGCCGCACAGGCUACUCGUGAAAAGGGGAUCCUCAAGCGCCUGAAUUCGCAAAAUCAGCGCUUCCAAGCACCCAAGGGGCCGGCUGAGAAUUUUCGUUCAGCCGACUGCGCCCUCUUCCGGCUUGCUUCGUCCGACUGCUCUCAAGCCGGACGCCGCUUCGUUAUGCGGAUUUCAAUAUUCCAAGCGCUGGAGGCUGUUCCGCCUUGCUCGAAAAGAUUUUAG
Lolium perenne is the source of this 536-nucleotide messenger RNA. RefSeq lists its product as uncharacterized. NCBI's taxonomy places the organism in Eukaryota, Viridiplantae, Streptophyta, Magnoliopsida, Poales, Poaceae. The record is from RefSeq and is a predicted model, not a curated record.